Stegodyphus dumicola is the source of this 475-nucleotide messenger RNA. RefSeq names its product achaete-scute homolog 3-like. Gene Ontology annotation, biological process: developmental process; regulation of transcription by RNA polymerase II. Gene Ontology annotation, molecular function: DNA-binding transcription factor activity, RNA polymerase II-specific; protein dimerization activity; RNA polymerase II transcription regulatory region sequence-specific DNA binding. Lineage: Eukaryota; Metazoa; Arthropoda; Arachnida; Araneae; Eresidae. The record is from RefSeq and is a predicted model, not a curated record.
CAAUCCACGGCGUUUCUAAUCCGAUGACGAAGAAAAUGUUCUCUCAUCAGGACUUCAUCCCCCCGAAUUCAUCCCCUUACUGCCAACAAAGCCUGCCGCAGACGUGGUGUCCAGAGCGGGGAGGCUGCGGCCCAGUCGCCCGUCGCAACGAACGGGAAAGGAAACGGGUUCGUCUGGUCAACAUGGGAUUCGCCAAGUUGAGACAAUAUAUACCGGCCACAGGAAGACCGGGGAAAAGACUCAGCAAGGUAGAGACGCUUCGAUCAGCUAUCGACUAUAUACGCCAGUUGCGCCAGAUGCUACGUCAGCCACCGGAGCCUUCAUACUACUAUCCGCCACAACAGAGGUUGCCCCAGGAUGGGAGUUUCCGUUGCGAUUUUGGUUGCCCUUGUAAUGAUGGUGGACCGGAAUAUGUAUUUGAAGCAAGUCCGGAGAUGAUCUUGCCCUAUGGUCCGGAUACCUACGUCAUGUGAAA